This is a messenger RNA of Chelonia mydas (Green sea turtle), 3362 nucleotides long. It is a transcript of the gene SLC10A1, whose product is annotated as solute carrier family 10 member 1. Lineage: Eukaryota; Metazoa; Chordata; Testudines; Cheloniidae. The transcript is spliced from 5 exons. The record is from RefSeq and is a predicted model, not a curated record. The coding region runs from base 106 to 1182 and encodes 358 amino acids. Gene Ontology annotation, cellular component: membrane. Gene Ontology annotation, biological process: bile acid and bile salt transport. Gene Ontology annotation, molecular function: bile acid:sodium symporter activity.
AAGGGGGAGUGCUGGAUGUGAUGUUUAUGUGCACUGGAUUUGUAUGGUUUCAGGCUUUUGAAUUAGCUUCCUUCAUCACUUUGCCAACCACAUCAGGAAGAAGGGAUGGCUAAGCUCAUAGUGACAAUGAACACCACCAGAGGAGCCUAUGGGAGCCCCAAAUCGUGGAACCCAGAGCACACCGAGAAUGCCUCCCUGCCCAACUUUACACUGCCUUUCACGUUUCGCCAACGGGCCACUGACCAAGCGCUGAAUGGAAUCCUCAUUGUUGUCCUGGGCAUUGUCAUGGUGUCACUGGGGUGCACCAUGCAGCUCUCCAAGAUCAAGACUCACUUCUGGAAACCUAAAGGGGUGGCCAUUGCUGUGGUGGCUCAGUAUGGCAUAAUGCCUCUGACAGCGUUUGCCCUGGGAAAGCUCUUCCAUUUGGGCCCUAUUGAGUCUCUGGCUGUGCUCAUCUGUGGCUGCUGUCCAGGUGGAAACCUCUCAAACAUUUUUAGUCUGGCAGCAAAAGGAGAUAUGAACCUGAGCAUUGUGAUGACCACAUGCUCAACGCUCCUGGCACUUGGGCUGAUGCCUCUUCUCCUGUAUCUUUACUCAAGAGGGCUGUACCAGGGCAACCUAGAGGGCAAAGUGCCUUACAAGGGAAUAGUCAUCUCCUUGGCCAUGAUGCUCAUUCCCUGCACCAUUGGCAUCUUCCUGAAUGAGAAGAAGCCACAGUAUGCUCGCCUCAUCAUCAGGGCAGGGACGAUUGUGCUGCUUGUAUCAUCUGUUCCAAUAAUCGCUCUGUUUGUGACAAGUGUUGGAAACAGUAUUUUCAUCAUCUUCUCGCCACCCCUACUGGGAACGUCUGCCUUGAUGCCUUUUAUUGGUUUCCUGCUUGGCUACAUGCUAUCUUCAUUUUUCAAGCUCAAUGACAGGUGCAGGCGGACAGUCUGCAUGGAGACUGGUUGCCAGAAUGUGCAGCUCUGCUCUACGAUCCUCAAAGUGGCCUUUGCCCCUGAUGUCAUUGGACCCCUUUUCUUCUUCCCUUUCCUGUACAUGGUAUUUCAGCUUGGAGAGGGCUUUCUCCUGAUACUGGCCUUCAGGGUUCAUGAAAAGCUAAAGAAACCAAACGAUACAGCAAAAAUGAUCUAUACAGCUGUGGAUGAUCUUGCACAAGAAACAAAUCACCCAGGCCCCUAAGAAACACCAGCAAAAUAGGGGGAUACUACAGAAGCACCACACCUCAGAUACAACCUGGAGCAUUGGUGGGUGUAUUUUCUGCACCUGGUUUGCUGAACUCCAGCAGUUUUGCAUGAAAUGUUGAUUUUAAAACAAAGGGGUGAGCAGAUCUUCUCACAGGCCCACUUCUACCCCCACUAGAUGUUCUCAAGAAAGGGCACCAAGCACCACAGGCUAUAGUUUGAGACUCAUUGGACUAACCAAUUUUUGGUCAUCUACAAAACAUUCAUAUUUUGGCUGAUGAUAAAAUGGUGCAGUCCAUCCCAGUGAGCUCUCUCCCAGUUUCCCACGAGCUCUGUGCCAGACACCUUGGAACUAACAGCAUGACAGCUUAUUAUUGAUUGCUACCAUUAAUGCAGCCAGACCCAUUCUUUUGAGUUGUUUUUCUGUUCACACAGUUUUGCUGGCAAGCAUUAGAGGGGGAGGCAAAAGCCUUUCAGAAGUUCAAGCUAAUUUCUCUCAUUAGAAUCUAAAAGAAUUUUCUCAUAACAGGAUCGACAAAUGAAAAGUGACCACAUGUACAGUUUAGGAGUCCUUUACUAUCAAUCACAGGCACUCCCCUUUACCCCAGCAGUUUUGUACAUCUAAAGUCCCCAAACCAUAGGCCUUGAAGUCCCAAAACAUGACCUGUAGCCAACUUUAGCUUGUCUAUAAUUUAACAUGGGGAGGUUUCUAAGAUACUUAUAAGGCUGACCCUAGUGUCUGACUGCCUCAUACACUUAAGAGCUAUUAUCCACAUCUUAUAAAUGGAGAACCGAGGCACACAGAGGCUGUGACUUGCCCAAAAAUCACACUAUCAGAGUAAGAAACUGAAUCUGGGUCUGCCUCAUCCUAAGCUAGUACCCUAACCGCUGGCAUUAACUAAGCCACAAGGCCAGUCAGUAACAAAGCAGCAUUAGAACUCAGAAGCUCCAGGCUCCCAGUUCUGUGCUCACACUAGUGGUUCACCGUACCUCAAAGUAAAAUAAUUUAAGAACAUUGAGCAUAUUAAAAAACCACCAUUGAAUAAAGCCACAAACUUUUGACUUACAAUUGCUGUAGUUUUGCUACAUUAUGUAAAUUAGAUGUAGGCCUUAGGCUCCUGGCAAGAGGCCAAUAGUCAUUGGUGAUGUAAAGAUGAGAACUCUUUUUGCACGCUUAGUGCGAUUCAGACCCCAUUGAAGUGAAUCAGAGCCUUUCCACUGAUUUCCAUUAUGCUGGUACCCAUCAUGGUCAUAAAGCUCUUUAGAAGCAAGUAUGUUUAGCCACUGACCAUUUAUUCAAUGGCUAUCUCACUUGCAUUCCAAAGACCUUUAUCCCUUACACUGCUGGAUAAAGCUUUCCAAAAUGCAGCAAUUGCAUAUGGGUAAUGUUCCUUUAAUAGCUAGAAUAUCCUCGGAUGCAGAGUUUAAAGAUUUCACUGUAAGUCUGCCAACCCCCACCGUUCAAAACCCCUCCCACAAAGCAUGGGAUUGCCUUAAAAUAUGGUGUCGUUUUUCAGCAGCACAAUUCCCUCUACAUUGUCCCGGCCUCUACUUAGCUCCUCCAUGACGUCUCAUGGUGGGCCACCAUCUUCCUUGAGGGCAGACUGAUUUCAGCCCCUUGGAAACAGUGUUUACUGUCUUCACUGGUAGCAGCCUGACUGUGACCAGCUGGGUCUUUAACACCACUCACAUUAGCAGCGGCCAUAUUAGUGAAGAAAUAAGCUUCAUAGAAGCAAAAACAGAAUCAGUCAGGAAAACCCUUAUAAAACACUACAUAUACCUUGGGAGCAGAGGCAUAAUAAGGCCUGACAGAAGCCUGCUGUGGAUUUUAAGAGUCUGUUCUGUUAACAUAAGUGUAAGCAUAAGUAGAACUAUGUAUGUUUAAGUGUAAAAAAUUGCAGUGUAAUCAUGUUUGCAAGACCAAGAAAAAAGUGACUAAAAAGCUAGAAGGCCAGUUUGAACUAACACUAAAUCUGUACUGAGAAGAAAGUUAACAUGGAAAUGAGAAACUAAUACAUAUGCAUAAGAGAUAACAAGUUUAUGUAACAAAAGGUAGUUUAAAGCUGUAUAGUCUAGUGCUGGAAGCAACAGACCAGGUCAUCCCACUGAGCUUCCCAUUUGUAAUUGACUGCUACUUGCUGAGUGUUUGCCUUAAUAAAGAUUAGACUCACCUGCCAA